GCAUCGUAUAGCUUUCUAUGCGACAUAAAUACACGUCGCCCCGUAACCUCUAUCCCCCAAGUUCUUGUUUUCUCACGCAUCCACAUCAGUCCCAACAGUCAAUUUUUUUUCUUCUCUCCUUUUCUGGUUGUUUCUUUCGAAGAGCUGUGCUCAUACCUUCUUUUACUAUAUUUUUGACCAGUCCUUACAACCUUUCCGUUCGGUCACUCCUUUUUCCUGUUCGGUAUUCCAAUAUUCGUCAUGAAGAACUUCGGAUCUAUCCUUGUGGCCUUGGCCACCGCUGCCUCUUUCGGCAUCGCCUUGCCUACCCGACCCAACGCUGGUCUUGAGGCUCGCGUUCCCGGCAACUAUGUCUUAGGUUCUCGGGAUCCGAGGAGGCAGGGUGCCAGUGCUAGUGCAGGGAACGGAACGGCUAUCAUUGACUCCGACACCGCCAACAAUGGAACCGGCAACGCCAACCGGGGUAACAACCGACAAGGGAAACUCCUCGGCAACGGUGCUAACGACAACCCUCUAUCGCGUCUCAUCGGUGGUGGUAACAAUACCAGUGAUGACAACGCCGACGAUAAUGCCGACGAUGCUAGUAGCAACCCUCUUAAGGACCUUCUAGGCGGUGGUAACGUUGGCAACCUUCUCGGAAACCUCCUAGGUGGUGCCAAUGGCGAUAACAACAACAACCCGCUAGCCGAUCUUCUCAACGGCGGCAAUCUUGCGGACCUCCUAAGCGGAAAUAGCCCACUCGGAAAUCUCUUGGGCGGCGGUAACAACGCCAACAGCGGCAACUCUCUCGCAGAUCUACUCAACGGCGGUAACGCUGGCAACCUUCUCGGAAACCUACUAGGCGGCGCCAAUGGCAACAACGGCAACCUGCUUGGUCAGCUUCUAGGCGGCGGCCUCGGGAACCUCCUCAACAGCGGAAACCGCGCAGCCCAAGCCAAGCAGGGCAACAGCGCGGAUCAAGAAGAGUAAAAGACGACGACGAUAACAAUAAAAUAGACUCGAUAGUCCAUCGAGAAACGUUGUGAGCGGCGCCCGUUAAGCUAGGGCACCAUGUCGGGUACACGAGCGGUCAACAGGGUCGCUCACACACGACAAGGGGCGACGAGCAAGCACAAGCGUCGUC
Durotheca rogersii is the source of this 1123-nucleotide messenger RNA. RefSeq lists its product as uncharacterized. NCBI's taxonomy places the organism in Eukaryota, Fungi, Ascomycota, Sordariomycetes, Xylariales, Xylariaceae. The record is from RefSeq and is a predicted model, not a curated record. Bases 241 to 969 code for a protein of 242 amino acids. The transcript has 5 exons.